UAAAGCAUAAUAUCCAUCCAACCCCCGGGCCGAGUUGACACAGGCAACUCUUCUGUCUUCUUCUCGCAUGAGUUUUUGGUUCUUUUCCUCCCAAGAGCGUGCUUUCCUCUAAGAGACCAAUGCUUUCCCAGACAGUUUUCUGAUAGCAGCUAAGCUUUCAUGCACCAUUUUCUCUGGUAAUAUCGCAUAAAAAGGGGAGAGAAGCAGAAAUUAAGCUGCACGCAGUUUCUCAAUCACCAUACGAUGGGCAAUAAAAGAAGCAAGCAUAGUUCGAGAAUGAUGGCACAAUUUACAGAUUUUGGAGUAUUGGAGAAGAUGCUACAAGAUCCAUGUGCGACCCCGAUGUGCCUGCCCUUGGAUUUUCUGAAAGCUAUCACGCUUGAUUUUUCCGAGGAGAGACAACUCGGAGGAGGCGGCUUCGGUGUGGUUUACAAGGGUGUUUUCGAAAGUGGGAAGGCGAUUGCUGUGAAGAGGCUUCGAGAAAUGUACAUAGGACAUGACCAAUUCGAGAAUGAAGUUACUUAUCUUAUCGAGUUGAAGCACCAAAACAUAAUUCAGCUCAAAGGCUACUGUGCUGAAUCACGGUGGGAAGCCAGCAAAGUAAGGGAUCAAAAAGGGAAAUAUGUCAUGACGCAGAAAGGAGAACGGCUACUCUGCUUCGAGUACCUGCAUAACGGUAGCCUUGAUAAGUAUCUUUCCGAUGAAUCUAGUGGUCUCGAGUGGCACAUGAGAUACGAGAUGAUCAGGGGAAUUUGCUGUGGUUUGCAUUACCUUCACGAGGAUUGCAAUAUUGUUCAUUUGGACCUUAAACCCGAGAAUAUAUUGCUUGAUGACAAUAUGAUACCAAAAAUUGCAGAUUUUGGUAUGUCGAGACUGUUUGGCGAACGACAAACUCGAAUUUUCACUGAAGCUCCUGCGGGGACACCGGGAUACAUGGCACCAGAAUACUUAAUAGAUGGAUUGAUAUCAAAGAAAGCAGAUAUGUUCAGUUUGGGCAUUAUAAUCAUAAAGCUAAUGACGGGAUCUAGGGACUACCCCCAAAGAAAUGAUGAAGCAUCUUUGGACCAAUUUGUUCAAAAUGUGGUUGGAAAUUGGAGUAACAGGAUGAAAAACAUACCAAGGUACAUACCCUUGAAAGUAUACACUCAUCAAGUUUACACAUGCAUCAUGACAGGACUAAGAUGUGUCAAUCAUGACUCGAACAAAAGGCCUACUGUGUCGGACGUAAUUGAAGAGCUAUCUUAGAGUACCCCAAAAUUAGUUAGGAUUCACAUCUAGUAGUAAAUUGUAAUUUCUUUUGAUUUUUUCUCGAACAAGUUGUUUUGAUUUUCAAUUGUAAGUACCCAAAUUAUCCACAGUUGCACGGCGAGAUAU
Messenger RNA from Phragmites australis (common reed), 1374 nucleotides. RefSeq names its product receptor-like serine/threonine-protein kinase SD1-7. NCBI's taxonomy places the organism in Eukaryota, Viridiplantae, Streptophyta, Magnoliopsida, Poales, Poaceae. The transcript has 6 exons. Bases 244 to 1245 code for a protein of 333 amino acids. Gene Ontology annotation, molecular function: ATP binding; protein kinase activity. Gene Ontology annotation, biological process: protein phosphorylation. The record is from RefSeq and is a predicted model, not a curated record.